ACUGAGAAACAGACAAAAUGUCAAUCGCCUUGUUUUUGUCUUUUAAGGCUGGACUGCUUGUCAAAGACGGUGCGCUCGGAGGGCUAUUUUGGAUGCUACAGAGGUGCUGCGGUGAACCUCACCUUGGUCACACCAGAGAAAGCCAUCAAGCUGGCUGCCAAUGACGUCUUCAGGCAGAAGCUUUCUAGAGAUGGGCAUCUGCCCCUGUGGGGGGAGGUACUGGCAGGCUGUGGGGCUGGGACCUGUCAGGUGGUCGUCACCACUCCCAUGGAGAUGCUUAAGAUCCAGCUGCAGGAUGCAGGAAGGCUUGCUGCCCAGAGACCUGUCCCAACUCCAGCUCAGGCUGCUGCUCCUGGUCCAGCACCAACAUUGGUCGCCCCCCCGCCAGCGCGGCAGAGCCCUCCACCUCGGGCCUCGGCCAUGGGCAUCACUGCGGAGCUGCUAAAGACUAAAGGACUGGCAGGACUCUACAGGGGGGCAGGAGCCACCUUAAUGAGGUAUACAGAUAUGUAAACAUACACUACCAGA
Messenger RNA from Notothenia coriiceps (black rockcod), 528 nucleotides. RefSeq names its product mitochondrial glutamate carrier 1-like. Gene Ontology annotation, molecular function: L-glutamate transmembrane transporter activity; L-aspartate transmembrane transporter activity. The record is from RefSeq and is a predicted model, not a curated record. The transcript has 4 exons. Gene Ontology annotation, biological process: L-glutamate transmembrane transport; malate-aspartate shuttle; aspartate transmembrane transport. The annotation marks the transcript as partial. NCBI's taxonomy places the organism in Eukaryota, Metazoa, Chordata, Actinopteri, Perciformes, Nototheniidae.